This is a messenger RNA of Aspergillus luchuensis, 1740 nucleotides long. RefSeq names its product putative CTP synthase (gene PYR7). The record is from RefSeq and is a predicted model, not a curated record. Lineage: Eukaryota; Fungi; Ascomycota; Eurotiomycetes; Eurotiales; Aspergillaceae. The transcript has 3 exons. Gene Ontology annotation, biological process: CTP biosynthetic process; pyrimidine nucleobase biosynthetic process. Gene Ontology annotation, molecular function: CTP synthase activity; identical protein binding. The coding region runs from base 1 to 1740 and encodes 579 amino acids. Gene Ontology annotation, cellular component: cytoophidium; cytoplasm.
AUGAAAUACGUUCUGGUUUCCGGAGGUGUCAUCUCCGGCGUGGGCAAGGGCAUUAUUGCCUCCAGCACCGGUCUCCUGCUCAAGACUACCGGUCUGGCCGUCACCUCUAUCAAGAUCGACCCUUACAUCAACAUCGAUGCGGGCACAAUGGCACCUACUGAGCACGGUGAGGUCUAUGUCACAGACGACGGUGGUGAAAUGGACCUCGACCUUGGCAACUACGAGCGCUACCUCCUCUCCUCUCUCUCCCGCGAUCACAACAUCACCACCGGAAAGGUCUACCAGCACGUCAUCAACCGCGAGCGCAUCGGCCACUAUCUCGGUAAGACCGUCCAGGUCGUGCCCCACGUCACCGAUGCCAUUCAGGAGUGGAUUCAGCGGGUAGCCAAGAUCCCCGUCGACGAGUCCAAGGCGGAACCGGAUGUCUGCAUCAUCGAGUUGGGUGGUACCGUCGGUGACAUUGAGAGUGCGCCCUUCAUCCACGCUCUGAGCCAGCUCCAGAGAAAGGCCGGCAAGGGCAACUUUGUCCAGAUCCACGUUUCCUACGUGCCUGUCAUCCCGCCGGGACCUGGUGGCGAGCAGAAGACGAAACCCACGCAGAGGGCAAUCAGCGAUGUGCGGAGUGCUGGUCUCAACCCCGACCUGAUUGCUUGUCGCUGCGAGCAGCCUCUGGAGGAUAGCACCAUUAACAAGAUCGCCAACAUGUGCUCCGUCGAGCAGCACCAGGUCAUUGCCGUCCACAACGUCACGACGACAUACCACGUGCCCAUGCUUCUCGAGAAGCAGAAGCUGAUCAGCACCAUCACCGAUAUGCUCGACUUGAAGUCGAUCCCCCAGACCCCUGAGCGCAAGGAGCAGGGCAGCCGCAUGUGGAACGACUGGUGCGACCUUGCUCGUGGUCAGGACUUCCUCCACGAUUCCGUCUCUAUUGCUCUGGUUGGCAAAUACACUUCCCUCCACGACGCCUACAUCAGUGUCUCCAAGGCUCUGGAGCACGCGGCCAUGUACUGCCACAAGAAGGUUCAGAUCAUCUGGGUCGACUCGUCGCAUCUGGAGGAUGACACUGCCUCCCCCGCCGACUACCACAAGGCCUGGCACGCGGUUUGCACGGCCGAUGGUGUCCUGGUGCCCGGCGGUUUCGGUAACAGAGGUACUGAGGGUAUGAUGAAGGCCAUCACAUGGGCGCGUACCAACAACAAGCCCUUCCUGGGUGUCUGCCUGGGUAUGCAGCUGGCCGUGUUGGAGUUCUGCCGCAACGUCGCCAACAUCAAGGAUGUCGGCAGUGAGGAGCUGCACCCCAAGGCCGAGAACCACGCCAUUGUCUACAUGCCUGAGGUCGACAAGGGCAAGCUUGGUGGUACCAUGCGUCUUGGCAGACACCCCUGUGUCUUCCAGGAGAACACCGAGUGGUCUCGUCUGCGUGGUCUGUACGGACCUUCCGUCUCGCAGAUUGAGGAGCGCCACCGUCAUCGUUACGAAGUCAACCCCGACAUGAUCGAGCAGAUUGAGAAGGCCGGUCUCUCUUUCAUCGGAAAGGACACCAAGGGCGAGCGUAUGGAGAUUAUCGAGAUCAAGGACCACCCCUGGUUUGUCGGUGUCCAGUUCCACCCCGAGUAUCUCAGUCGGGUCUUGAGCCCCAGCCGGGCUUUCCUCGGUUUCUUUGCCGCCGCUGCGGGCUGCCUGGAUGAGGUCUCCAAGGCAGUUGUGCUGGGUCAGCGGAGCAUUGGCCGGAAGCAAUAG